Molecule: messenger RNA, 1186 nt
Organism: Rhododendron vialii
Lineage: Eukaryota; Viridiplantae; Streptophyta; Magnoliopsida; Ericales; Ericaceae
Product: eukaryotic translation initiation factor 4E-2-like
Exons: 5
Coding region: 197-877 (226 amino acids)
Biological process (GO): translational initiation
Cellular component (GO): cytoplasm; eukaryotic translation initiation factor 4F complex
Molecular function (GO): translation initiation factor activity; RNA 7-methylguanosine cap binding
Source: RefSeq, a predicted model, not a curated record
GUGGUACGCGAUAGUAUCGUGAUAAACGUAACCGAGCCAAACCAUAUAGGAAUAGGAGAGAUCUCAUCCCCAGAGAGAGAGAAAACGUAACCGAGCCAAACCAUAUAGGAAUAGGAGAGAUCUCAUCCCCAGAGAGAGAGAGAGAGAGAGCUCAGUUCAAUUCAAUUCAAUUCAAUUCGAAUCCAUUCAGACUGCAAUGGUGGAGGAAGUAGGGUAUUCGUCAGCAGCCACCGAAGAGCCACCAACCAACAGCACUUCUAGGGCACCAAUCGACGACGACGACGACGGUGGAGAUGCGGCUGAGAUCGUCGCCGACGACGAUACGACGGCGUUAGUGGCUCAACCCCACCCUCUGGAGCACUCGUGGACGUUCUGGUUCGACAAUCCCUCCGCAAAGUCCAAGCAAGCCGCCUGGGGCAGCUCUAUUCGCCCCGUCUACACUUUCUCCUCCGUCGAAGAGUUCUGGAGCUUGUACAACAAUAUUCACCGUCCAAGUAAAUUGGCUGUGGGAGCAGACUUCCAUUGUUUUAAACACAAAAUUGAACCAAAAUGGGAAGAUCCUGUAUGUGCUAAUGGGGGGAAGUGGACUGUCAGCUUUUCUAGGGGGAAAUCUGACACUGGUUGGCUGUAUACAUUGCUGGCGAUGAUUGGUGAACAGUUUGAUCAUGGAGAUGAAAUAUGUGGAGCAGUUGUCAAUGUCAGAGCUAGGCAGGAAAAAAUAGCUCUGUGGACCAAGGAUGCUACAAAUGAAGCUGCUCAGAUGAGCAUUGGGAAACAGUGGAAGGAGUUUCUUGAUUACAAUGACAGCAUAGGGUUCAUAUUUCAUGAUGAUGCAAAGAGGCUUGACAGAAAUGCCAAGAACCGCUACAACGUCUAAGCUGCGCUUUGCCUGAAGACUUGAGCAGGUAGAUGCAAGAAAUGCAAGUGUAGCCUGAUAGAUGCUUAUGGUUUCCAGAACAGAAUGGUUACGGCUCUCUUGACAUUUUGUUUGCGCCAAUGACUUUCGCCAUUGAGAACUGAUAAAAGUUUGGUUUGGUUUUUUGAUCCAAAAUGAUUACAGAAUCUCUCUGUUAGAGUACUAGAUGAGCAAAAAGUUUGCCUGAAAAUUUACCCAAAUACGAUUUAUGUAAUCUUAUUAUUUUAGUACUCCACUUAAUAUCUCAAGUCAAAUGGUAAGCCCUAUCAA